Molecule: messenger RNA, 5341 nt
Organism: Hippocampus zosterae (dwarf seahorse)
Lineage: Eukaryota; Metazoa; Chordata; Actinopteri; Syngnathiformes; Syngnathidae
Gene: il12rb1
Product: interleukin 12 receptor subunit beta 1
Exons: 19
Coding region: 3206-5113 (635 amino acids)
Biological process (GO): cytokine-mediated signaling pathway
Cellular component (GO): external side of plasma membrane
Molecular function (GO): cytokine receptor activity; protein binding
Source: RefSeq, a predicted model, not a curated record
UAUCUUUCCGCAGAUGACAGGAGGUGCUUGCACCGCACAAAUAUGCAUUGAAGUUCUACAUUCUCUUGACAUUUGACUCUUCCUGUCAGCCUUAUCUAGCCAUUUACACCCAAAAGACAGCAGGUUGAUAUUACCAGCCUUCAAUAUAAGGUGAUACUCAAGGAGAUGGUGCCAAAACCUCUUUGGUUAGUUUUUAUGACAACAAUGCAAUUGAUCAUCAAUGGCCGCAGCCGAGCACAGGUCACAGUGAUCCGAGGCCACAACGUCACCCUUGAGUUCAUAUUUAACAUCAACAUCACUAACAGCAACCAUUUUGCAGUUUAUGUUGAGGGUGACAAAAAGAAGGCAGAGCACUGUCCUUGGAUAGGUUGCUCAAGAGAACGUGGUUUUGAAAUUUACUCUGAAAAGUCUUCGGUAUUUUGCCAAAUUACAAACCUCACACAAGGUCACAGUGGAACAUAUAGGGCCAUACUGUUCCCACAAAGUGGACCAACGAAAGAAAGUAAUGAAGUUCACCUUAUCGUUCAAGAGGAGAAGAGCAACAACACCGUUUUACGUGCACAGGAGAACAGAAAUUCAACCAAAUAUCCACCAAGUUUUUUUUCCAGCGUAACCAACACUUCACUUGUGGUUUUACCAGUCAUCUCAUUCGCUGCAACAUUGCCCUGGUUCUUCUGCUGUUUUGUCCGAGCUAGAGGUAUGGAUUUGAUUCACUUCAUUUCUUCAACCAACUUUAUUGUUAGUUUUCAAAUGGAAAAGACUACAAUGGGCCAAUAAAGCGCGAAAAAAACCCUCACCCUCGACACAGGCAACAAGUGUGGUGACUAAUAUCAUGAUAGAAGCUGAUUUAACCUACAGUGUCCUGGACUUCCCUAAAACAGAGGCUACGCUGCCGGACAGCAAGCCAAAUGAUAGAGAAUAUGUCCAUGUUCAUGUCAUGGUUUAAGUACAGGUCUAUGAUCGUAAGCAAAAGUUGGGAAAACGUACUGCACCUAAAUACAGUACAGUAAAUGUCGAUAGUAAAUUAAUAUUUGAAUAGAUAAAUGCUUUACUCUGUUAAAAAUCUUUAUAAAAGAAGAAAUGUGUUCUCUUUAAAGAAAGCUAUGAUCGUUUGGGAUUUUACCUUGUUUAAAUUUACAAUCUAUACAGCACUGUUUGUACAACGACACUGAAAAAAAUAGUGGAUUGGAUUUUAUUGUGUGCAACCACCUGAAGAAAUGAAUUUGAGUAAAUAUAACACACCGUUUUUUUUCCAAGUGUAAUACAGUCCAUGAUAAGUUGUGAGGAGGCGGGGAGUGUUAACAAAGUUGUACUUUUAUUUUCUGUUAUGGUGUCCGCAUAGUGGUUAGCAUGUCUUAACUCACCGUCACACCUUUGCAACAUCACUGCGUGAAUUUCAUAUAUUCUCUCUGCGCGGACGUGAGUUUUCGAUAGUUUCCUGCCACAUCUCAGGAGCAUGCUUCUUAGGUUAUUUGAAGUUGAAUAAAUGUGAAUAGUUGUUUGUCUUUUAAGACCGUGUGAUUUACUGGCAACCAAGGGCGGCUCCAGAAAGUUUCACUGAGGGUUGCAAAUGGUGGGCAGGAAUAUUAUAACUUUCCCUCAUUAUAAAACCACAAAAUCUCAAUCAAAUGUGGUUUACCUUACCACUAUCUACUAUUUCCAUCCUUCUUACAACAUAUCAUCAUCCAGGUGAAGAUUGGGGAAAAAAACCCAGCCUAUGGGUUGACAAAUUAAAGAAUGGAAAGUACAGCUAUGCGUUUUAAAAUAUAUUUAACCGUUUCAGGGACAGCGGUCACUGCAGUGGACAGCUCAUCGUGUUAUCAUAUUACAGGGUGCAUGAAGGAAUGAGAACAUUUCAAAAAUAAUAAUUUAAAAAGUAAGUUGAAGAAGAGGUGGCCCGGUGGUCCAAUGGUUAGUGUGUCAACAUCACAGUGCAGAGGACAUGGGACGCUGGCCUUCUUGUGUGGAGUUUGCAUGUUCUCCCUGAUCCUGCGUGGGUUUUCUCCGGGUACUCAGGUUCAAAAAACAUUCAUGGCAGGCUGAUUGAAUGCUCUAAAUCACAGGUGUCAAAGUCAAGGCCCGGGGGUCAGAUCUAGACCGCCACAUCAUUUUAUGUCGCCCGCAAAAGCAAAUCAAGCAUGUCAAAUUGCAUGAUGUUUGCUAAAGUCUGAAGCAAAAUUUCAAAUUGUCAUAUGUAAUCCACAAUAACAGCAAUUAUUCUUGACUUCUGAUUUUAAAAUUAGUUAUCCAUCAAUUUGUUGUGCGCUGUGUAUGUAAUAUGUGGUGGGGAUUAAAUAUUUAUAUGGUUUCCCAAAAUUCAUAACGGCCCUCCAAGGGAAACCGUAACGACAGUGUGGCUUGCGACAAAAAUGAGUUUGACACCCCUGCUCUAAAUUGUCUCUAGGUGUGAGUGUGAGCAUGAAUGGUUGUUGUCCCUGUGUGCCCUGCGAUUUGGCUGGCAACCGGUUCAGGGUGUCCCCCGCCUACUACCCCGCGACCCUUGCGAGGAAAAAGUGGAUUGGAAAAUGGAUGGAAGUUGUAGAAGAAAACAAAACAGAAGCUGGGCCAACUAUAAGGUUAUUUGGUAACUACGUUGCAGUUGCAAACUUUCAACCGGCUCUAUGUCGCUACUUAUAAGCUAUCUUUCCAUGAGUCAGUGGGUUUGUCAGCCUCGGUGUUGACCAGUGAGGUCCACACACACACACACACACACACACACACACACACACACACACACACACACACACACACACACACACGCAUAAGGAUUUAAGAUGAUAAAUAUUCCAUCCUAAUAAUGAACAGCUUUAACAUGUCUGAUUGUCACCCCAAAAUGUUUACUUUUGUCAGGGAGGGAGAAAAAAAUCUCUCUUUACUCACCCACAGAGCAUUUGACAAUCAGGCUCUUGAUGACUUUGGUAGAAAGUGGGGAAUUGAGCUCAAAUUGGCCUGAUUAUUGCUACACUAUGUGUACCCAACUUAACCUGUCUUGUUAUAUCAAGUUUACUCUGACGGAAAAGUAAACAAGUCAUGGUGUACUCAUCCCCUCACGGGUCAUCUUGGAAUACAACCCACUGUCUUAAUUGUUGGUAUGGCUGAGAGGGGAUUUUGCAACAUGAGGUGAGAUCAGAGAGCAUUGAUCAAUUUAACAUACACUGCUCUCUUGUGGUUGUCAAGUACAUUCCUGUGAUGGAACACAUACCACAUGGAUGCCUGCCAAAGUGACAGCAUUGAAAGUCAUACGCAAAUGAAAUACUGCAUUAUCCUCGAGAACACAGAAUGCGAGGCUCCGUCAAGUCCUCAGUGCUACAGAAGAAACAACGAGUCAACUGUUUACGACUGUGAAUGGAGCAUGAAAACAACACAUAGAAAUGUGACAUUUGACCUCUACUUCGGUGACAUAAAACAUGAGGGCAUUCGAGAGACCCACGCUCAGAUCAAUGAAGAAGAGCUCAUCAAAUAUCGACGUAUUGACAUUUGGGUGGAAGCAGACAAAGGAGACUCUGUAUGCAAGUCAACCAAAACCUCUGUUGUACUCAAUGAAACAGUUAAAUUUGAAGCACCACAAGACAUUUCAGUAGCCUGGUUUCAAAAGCAGCUCAACGUGACCUGGAAAGCUGCAGAGAAAUACCCGGCCUUUGCUGAGGUCUGGUUUCGAAUAGAUGAAACCAAACCAUGGGAAAAGAGACUGAACACCACAGAGUUCAGUCACAGUAAGAUGGCAUACCAGUUAGCUGUUGGGAACCUGCAGAAGAAUACAUCCUACCAGGUUAAGCUCAGACAUCGGACCAAAGUGACUCGCAACCCGCUGUGGAGCAAAUGGUCUCCACUCGUGAUAGUUCCUGCAGCGCUUGAAGAUAAGCUGGAGGUUAAUGUGACGUUGGAACACUUAGAAGGUGCACGGAAGGUUACACUCAUGUGGAAGCCAGUUCAUCACGCGGCAGCCGUAACCGGAGUGACAUACAUCCUGAGGGACACGCAAUAUUCCGGAGGAUGCCCGUGUAAGAAGAAGACAACCAAUCUCACCAACAGGACUGAAUAUACAGGCUAUAUUUCCUACUCUCCGGUCAACUUCUCCGUGAUUGCCACAAACAAAGCAGGCUCCUCUCCCACAGCCAUCAAACAUGUACCAGCCGAACCCGCUCCCAAUUUAAAAGCUUGUAAUAAAACAUUACUGGAUGAAAAACUGAACAAGACCAACUGCCUCGAAUGGUACAGGCUUCAAGAUGGAGACUUGAGGCUAGUGGCAAGGAAGACUAAAAGAGACAUGAACGCCUUUAGAAAAGGUAUCAUGGACUAUGUGGGUUACAUUUACUUUGAGCACCUGUGCAUUAACGAGAGGCCAAAGACAGUUCAAAUGUGCCUCUAUUAUAAAAAAGAAAAUGUUCCAAAAAUAGCUCCCCAAGAUUUCACCUUCAAUGAAACACAUAGUUCCAUCACACUGUCUUGGAAUGCCAUUCCCACAGAGGACAGGCGAGGUGUCCUCACACACUACAAUGUGUGCAGUGUGCAAUUAAGUUCUGAUGACGAGCAGAAACAAGAAUGUCACCAUGUUCCAGCUUCAGUGGCCGUAUACCGUCUGGAAAAUUUGAUGCCAGUAACAAAAUACAACAUCACUGUAGCUGGAGUGACAAGCGCUGGAGAAGGUCCAAAGGCCACAGUAACUCUCAACACGCAGCUAAUUAAUCCAAUAACAGAACGGUUGACAUUUGGCUUGAUUGUGGCAUUCCUGUUUAUCUUUCUUUUAUUGGUGUGCAAGUGUAUGUGGAAAAGAAUGAAAAAGAAGAUACUUCCUCCACUACCAACGCUUCCUAUUUUGGAGUUUGCCUCUCAACAAACAAAGAAUCGGGACAUGCUGGAGGAGAAGGAGAUGGUGGUGACCCUGCAGCAAUUGCACCCAAAGGAUGCAGUGGAGACCACCACGCAGUUAAACAUUGAUAUUGAGAGACCAAGAGUGUCUGAUAGGAGGAGGGGCAAUGCUCUGAGCCCUUCUUCUAUUCAGCAAGAACUGAGGGGCUCCAAAGAGGAGGAAAUGCCAGAUCAGGAAGAAGAACAGAUGCUUGCCUUGCUGCUCUACAGAAACAGAUUGGUCUUUGAUAUGAACACGGACUAGUGUUAAAUUGCUGAAUAAGUGACUUUUUGUUUUCACACUGAUAUAAUGUUCAUUAGCUCCAGAGGUUUUCAAUCAUUGUCUUAUUUGCCUUUAGUGUAUGUAUGUGUCGCACAACCUCAUUUUCUAACCACAGAACCCCACCAAAAAUCAAAUAUGUCGGGACCAAGAAGAGGUGUAGCCAUUUGUCACUGUACUGUAUAUUUUGAAUAAAUACUUGAGUGGAAUCAA